AUGGAAAGCAACAAUGGUAAGACAUUCUCUGUGUUGAGAACCUUCGAUGCGUUCCCAAAAACCCAAGCACAAUAUCAACAAAGCAACGAUAAUACUUCUAAAAAAAUUACCAUUAAAACAAUUUUAUUUUACCUAUAUUUAUUGUUCAUAGCGUGGUCUGAAUUUGGGUCCUUUUUCGGUGGAUAUCUAGACGAACAAUAUAUAGUGGAUGAUACACCAAGAGAAACAGCACAAAUUAAUAUUGAUUUUUUCAUUCGUACUCCAUGUGAACUAUUAAAUGUUGCUGUCAGAGAUCAAACGCGUGAUAUAUUUAUUAUUUCUGAAAAAUUAAAUUUCGAGAAUAUGCCAUUCUUUAUCCCCGGUGAUAUUAAAGCUAUAGAUAAUCCCAAAAAGGUCAAAACACCCGAAUUAGACGAGUUGUUGUCGCAAGCUAUUCCAGCAGAAUUUAGAGAAAAAUUAGAUACUUCUAAAAUGAUUGGCUCCGAUAAUUUUGAUGGCUGUCAUAUUUUUGGUUCAGUUCCAAUAACUAAGGUUGAAGGCCAGUUACAAAUCACUUCCAAGAUGUUCAGUCCUUUCGAUAUUGGUGGUAUUCCAGCAGACGCUAAAAUUGAUUUUUCUCAUGUGAUUAACGAAUUAUCCUUUGGCGAAUUUUUCCCCUAUAUCGACAACCAAUUGGACAAUACGGCAAGAUUAACUAAUAAGCCAGCCACCUCUUUUAAAUAUUCCCUUCAUGUGGUGCCAACGAUAUAUAAAAGUUUGGGUGCGACUUUAAAUACCAACCAAUAUUCUUUAUCAGAAAGUAUUUCAGAAGUCAAAAAUAUAGGAGGGUUUGAAGCAGCUGGUAUAAUGAUCAGCUACAAGUUUGAAUCUUUAACCGUUGUCGUAGAGGAUAAGCGUAUUUCUUUUUUGCAAUUUAUUGUUAGAUUGAUCACCAUUCUCUGUCUUAUUGUUUACAUUACAACUUGGUUAUAUAAAUUAGCCGAUAAAAUAUUAAUUCUUAUUGGUGGUAAGAAAUGGAGUUUAUAUGAUGACAGUCCAAUGAAAUCCAAACAAGGUUUAUUAGAUAGUUGA
Molecule: messenger RNA, 1071 nt
Organism: Saccharomycodes ludwigii
Lineage: Eukaryota; Fungi; Ascomycota; Saccharomycetes; Saccharomycodales; Saccharomycodaceae
Gene: ERV41
Product: Erv41p
Exons: 1
Coding region: 1-1071 (356 amino acids)
Biological process (GO): endoplasmic reticulum to Golgi vesicle-mediated transport; retrograde vesicle-mediated transport, Golgi to endoplasmic reticulum
Cellular component (GO): COPII-coated ER to Golgi transport vesicle; endoplasmic reticulum membrane; endoplasmic reticulum
Source: RefSeq, a predicted model, not a curated record